GGCGGCGGGCACUUCCGGCGCGGGACGGUGCUGGCGGCGGGCGCCAUGGGGAGCCGGGGGCAGGUUUUGAAGCUUUUUAAGUUGUUACACAGAACACGGCAAGAAGUUUUUAAAAAUGAUACCAAAGCCCUUGAAGCUGCAAGACAAAAGAUAAAUGAAGAAUUCAGAAAUAACCGAGAUGAGACAUCUGAAGAGAAGAUUAAUGAGCUUCUUAAAAUUGCUUCAGAUGUUGAAGUGAUUCUCAGAACUUCUGUUAUUCAGGCGGUUCACACAGAUUCUGACAAAAUCGUACUCAUACCCAGGAAAGAUCUGCUACAGGACAACACUCCCUACUUAGAUAUACCAACAAAAAAGCAAGAAUCCUGAGGAAGUACUUGUUGCGGUGUGUUGCAAUGUCCUGUUUUAAACUUCCGGGUCCCUUCCCAGGUGUGCCUAUGCCUCUCUCCCUGCCCCCUCGCCCCCUUGCUGAGUGAGCCCUGUCAAUCAGGUUUAACAUACCAGCAAGGCGUCAUGUGGUUGGUCGAUUUCAAAGGAUGCUCCUCAGGCCUGGGGGACAUUGGCCUGUAUAGGUGUCCCUAGUCCCUUGAGACCCUGCCCCUUUCACCUGGUUGGUAGCUCACCUGUCCCCUCCCCUUCCCCUGUCCCUGAGCUUAUAAGGUUAAUCAGACCAUGCGGCCUCUAUUCUGUUGGAGGAGUUGCUCCGGUUCAGACCUCUGUAACCAUGGAAUAAACAUCUGGCAACCCUCCAGCAGAAUCCUCUCCUUCUCUUCACCAUCGCCAGAAGCUCUCUCUCCUGAGGUAAACGGAGUUCCUGACAAGCCUGGACUUGCACCAGUGCCCCGCUGCAAUCUCCAGCAGCCAAGGUAUCUCUGGGGUAAAGCACUACAGAAGCCACCUUUGGCUCAGCAGCGAGGGUCACACUGACCCAGGCACAAUCUAACUGGUUAUAUUGGGAUUCCUAUUCCAAUAUACUCUUACCAGGAAAAAAGAGACUGAAAUCAACUCAGUGAUUUUAUUGAGUUCUGGGAUAUCAUCAUGCACUUGUUCUGUGGAAGAUAGUAAUACUUUCACAGAACUUAAAAGUACGCUCAUGAAUUGUGUUACUUCAGCCAGGAAUGUUUCUGAUUACAGCAGCUCUCAGACAGAGAUUGUUUCCCAGCAAUCCAGAGUUUUUCAAAGCUAUAUAAAAAUUAAAUUGAGUGCUGAAUACUAAUAAUACUUAUUUUUGAGUUUAUUGUCAAUCAUAAGUUUCUUUGAAGUAAUGAAAAAUCAUCUUGUGGUAUUUAAUGUUAAAUUUAUGCUUUGUACGUAAGGCAUGAUUUCUGAAGUUGUCAUUAAUUGUACACUAGUAUACUGUGAUGCUUGAGAGCAUUCGUAAAGGUUUAUCUGAAUAAAUUAUUUGUGUUUUACAGACAGGA
Zonotrichia leucophrys gambelii is the source of this 1418-nucleotide messenger RNA. RefSeq names its product LYR motif containing 7 (gene LYRM7). Gene Ontology annotation, cellular component: mitochondrial matrix. Gene Ontology annotation, molecular function: protein folding chaperone. Gene Ontology annotation, biological process: mitochondrial respiratory chain complex III assembly. The transcript has 5 exons. Bases 46 to 366 code for a protein of 106 amino acids. NCBI's taxonomy places the organism in Eukaryota, Metazoa, Chordata, Aves, Passeriformes, Passerellidae. The record is from RefSeq and is a predicted model, not a curated record.